Alnus glutinosa is the source of this 2715-nucleotide messenger RNA. RefSeq names its product pentatricopeptide repeat-containing protein At2g17525, mitochondrial-like. Lineage: Eukaryota; Viridiplantae; Streptophyta; Magnoliopsida; Fagales; Betulaceae. Bases 293 to 2311 code for a protein of 672 amino acids. Gene Ontology annotation, molecular function: protein binding. The transcript has 2 exons. The record is from RefSeq and is a predicted model, not a curated record.
GGGCUCGCUAAGAAACCUUCUUCCCUCUCACAGUCUCACCGAGUGGGAGCUAAAAAGUAGUAGUUGUAUUAGCAAUGGCGAGCGAGCAAGGCUUCAGUGGCUGGACGGACCUGCUCCACUCCUCCACGAAGCUUCUCGAACAAUCCGGUCCUUCCUCUCAGUUCCCUCCUCUUCAGGUUCUUGCUGCUAUUGAUUAACUCUCAAACCUUGAACAGUUCGUCAGACUGUCGCUUUGUCGUUCGCGGAUAGAUUCUCUUAUGGGUCGCUCGUGGAUCAACGUGCUAAAGUACCAAUGAUCAAGCCGACGGGCCUGAGGACUCUCAUAACAAGGACCAUCCAUGACAACAUAUCUGGAGAUGCUCUUCAUAUUUCUCGGCCUUUGGGAACACAGGUUGUAAAACAAAAGCAUUCCUCGAUGCCCAAAAUCUCCAACUCUUCAACUCUUGCAGUCUUCUCCCCAGAAGCAUAUCAAAGGUUUCUUCUUCUCCGCCGAAAAUCAAAACCCAUUUCAUCCUCCUCCUCCACAUCAUCAUAUCCUGUCCCAACCCAGGAGCAGAUUGCCCAUUUGAUACUAAACCAGAAAUCGGCCUCCCAAGCCCUCGAAACCUUCAGAUGGGCUUCCAAACUCCCCCACUUCAGCCACUCGCAGUCCACCUACCGUGCUUUAAUCCGCAAUCUAUGUGCUUUCCGUUGCUUUGAUACUGUAAAGGAUCUGCUCGACGAAAUGCCCAACUCAAUCGGGUCACCCCCAGAUGACGACAUUUUCGUAACGAUCAUCCGUGGUCUCGGGCGGGCACGUAUGGUUAAGCAAGUGAUCAAAGUGGUUGACUUGGUUUCUCAGUUUGAAAAGAAACCGUCUUUGAAGAUUUUCAAUUCAAUACUAAAUGUUCUUGUCAUGGACGAUAUUGAUUUGGCUAGAUGGUUUUAUAGGAAGAGAAUGAUGGGAAGUGGUGUUGAAGGCGAUGAUUACACUUUUGGGAUCUUAAUGAAAGGGCUUUGCUUGACUGAUAGGAUUGGUGAUGGCUUUAAGCUAUUGCAAGCGAUGAAGUCAAGGGGAAUUACACCAAAUACCGUAAUUUAUAACACAUUACUUCAUGCACUUUGCAGGAAUGGGAAAACUGGGAGAGCAAGGAGCUUGAUGAAUGAAAUGAAGGAGCCCAAUGAUGUGACUUUUAAUGUCUUAAUAUCUGCUUACUCUAAAGAAGAGAAUUUGGUUCAAGCUCUGGUUCUGUUGGAGAAGUGCUUCAGUUUGGGGUAUGUGCCCGAUGUUAUUUCAGUAACUAAGGUUCUGGAACUUCUCUGCAAUGUUGGUCGUGUAACUGAGGCUGUUGAGAUUUUGGAGAGAUUGGAGAGUAAGGGAGGUGUGAUUGACAUUGUGGCUUAUAAUACUUUGAUAAAGGGUUUUUGUAGAUUAGGGAAAAUGAAAGUGGGGUAUUCCUUUCUGAUGGAGAUGGAGAGGAAGGGCUGCCUUCCAAAUGUAGACACCUACAACAUUUUGAUCUCUGGAUUUUGUGAGUAUAGGAUGUUGGAUUUGGCUCUUGAUCUGUUUAAAGAGAUGAAAACAGAUGGGAUUAACUGGAGUUUUGUUACAUACGAUACACUAAUUAAAGCUUUGUGUUCAGGAGGUAGGAUGGAAGAUGGGUUUAAGAUUUUGGAAUUAAUGGAGGAGAAUAAGGUAGGAUCUGGGAUUCGUAUUAGUCCUUAUAACAGUGUGCUAUAUGGUCUGUAUAAGAAAAAUCAGUUGGAUGAAGCACUCGCAUUUCUGACCAUGAUGGGGAAGUUAUUUCCUAGAGCUGUUGAUAGGAGCUUGAGCAUUUUAAAUUUCUGUGCGGAGGGAGCUAUUGAGGAUGCAAAGAAGGUUUUUGAUCAGAUGCUUGGAGAAGGGGGAGCUCCAAGUGUUGUUGUUUAUGAUCAUUUAAUCCAUGGAUUUUGCCAACAAGGAUGUGUGCGUGAAGCGUUUGAACUGGUGAAUGAGAUGGUUCAUCUUGAUUAUUUUCCAGUUGCACCAACAUUCAAUGCCCUGAUCAGUGGGUUUUGCAGGCAGGGAAAAGUUAGCAGUGCUUUGAAGCUCAUGAAUGACAUGGUUGGGAGGGGUUGCAUUCUCGAUAUAACAAGUUAUAAUCCCUUGAUCGACGCUCUUUGUAGGAAGGGAAAUUUUGACAAGGCUUUGGAGCUCCUUUCACAUAUGGUACAAAUGGGGAUCGUCCCUAAUUAUUCAUCGUGGAACUCUUUGCUUCUUUGUCUGUGCCAAGAAACCAGUAAUAACAUGUUCCGAGUAACUCACUUGUUGCAGCAGAUUGCUGAGACGUGAAUUAAUUUAUGGGUUUUGCUUAUAUUCCAAAAGACUGAAAUAAUAUUAGACUUGUAUUAUCUCUGAAUGAAUACAUUACAGUGAGCUAUACAUCCCAAUAUAUACAGGUUUGUAAGCUGAAAAUAAAAGAAAAAUACAUAUCAAUUUUAAUGAAUAAAAUCAGUAUCAAUCAUAAUGAGAAAAAUCAGUCUGUCUUUGUUGAGAAUGAAUUUGGAUUAUUGUGAGGAAGCCUGCCCUGCCUAUGCUUUCCUUUAGUUCCACGCUGCAUUAGUUGAUGUCUAGCUGUGGCUUUACUUGUAUAGAGUGUGAUUGGCUGAAUGAGCUGGAAUGUGGCGCUCCUCAUCUUUUGCUUCAUUGUUUGUAAUAAGGAUUGGUCAUAUUGAUUGGAUGCAACAAGUUUUUCA